CUGAAAAGCCAUGAUCACUAGGUUGGCAGACGCUUAGUUCAAUUUACCCUAAAAUUCAUGAUGUCAUGGAUUGAAAAUACUACAGAAUUUUGUACUGGACGGUUUGCUCGGUUGGAGCUAAUCCGAUUUUGAACACCGCUGUGCCAUAGAGCCGCCGAGUUCUGUUAACGCUUUUUUGGGAAGGGCCUCUGUAUGUAUAAAUAGGGUGACCAGAGCAAGGACACACUCUGUCUCAUCAGACAACAUAGAGACGCUUGCUAUCACUGGAACACGAGCCUCAUGCCACCGAUGAGGCCAGGAGCGGCGGAGUACCCCAUGGCCCAGGGCCCCGCAGCACCAUCGUCGGCGCGCUCGCCGUGGCAGUCGCCGGUGCCGUACCUCUUCGGCGCGCUCGCGGCGAUGCUGGGCCUCGUCGCGCUCUCGCUCCUCGCCCUGGCCUGCUCCCACUGGAAGUUCUCCCGCGGCCUCGGCCCGGACGGCGACCAGGCCGCCGGCCCCGACGCCGCCGCAAAGGGCCGCGGGGCUCCCGGGCUGGCAGGGGAGUGCCAGCAGCACGUGGCGGUCAUCAUGGCCGGUGACGAGCGGCCCACGUUCCUGGCCACGCCGGCGCCGACGUCGUGCCGUGCCGCGGUCCACGGCACCGGCGGCGACCUCGCAGCCGGCGUGACGACGUGCUCCCAAGACGACGCGCAGAGGCAGACCGCAAGCGCUACCGUGUAAUUAGCUACCGCAUACCGGAUAUAUACUCCUAUGUCAUUUCUUGGUCUUCUUCUUUAACUCAGAGCUGAUAAUAAAGUUGUACAUAUCGAGAGGGUCAUUCAAGAUGUUUCAUUUA
Brachypodium distachyon (stiff brome) is the source of this 835-nucleotide messenger RNA. Its product is annotated as protein GLUTAMINE DUMPER 5-like. Gene Ontology annotation, biological process: regulation of amino acid export. The record is from RefSeq and is a predicted model, not a curated record. The coding region runs from base 280 to 720 and encodes 146 amino acids. Lineage: Eukaryota; Viridiplantae; Streptophyta; Magnoliopsida; Poales; Poaceae. The transcript has a single exon.